GUCUCAUUUUUUAAUCUUUGGACAUCCAUUUCUGAUGUCAUGGCGGACACGCUGAUCUCAACACUCCCACUCCGAGCGUGGCUGUCAUCCUCUCAUGCGAAGGGUAGGUAUUUCAGAUUUUCGCGUUCUUCCUUUCUAAGGGAUAUCAAAAUGGGUUCAAUACGGUGUCAAAUGAAAACCUAUUCUGCAGUGAACCCCUUUAAUCAUGAUCAGGAAAAAAUAGUUUGGAUAUGGACAGAAAACAAGCAUGUCAUGACUACUGCUGUUGAAAGAGGCUGGAAUACAUUUAUUUUCUCUUCAGAUAGCGAGCAACUUGCCAGUGAAUGGGCCUCAAUUGCAAAGAUCAAUCGUCUGUUCAUCAGUGAUGGGUAUAUAUAUGACAGUGAAAGAAAACAGAUUGGUGCAUUUGCUGAGGUUUCUUCUCCUAGUCAGCUUCAAGAAUUAAAUUUCAUGGUUGGGCAGGCAGAGCAUAUAGUGCUAAAUUGUCUUGAUUGGCAGGGAGGUCAGGAGGUUGUUGGCUUCAUGAUAGCAGUGGACAAACUUAUGUGUUGGAAUUUCUUGAUUAUACCAGCGGAAAAUAUGGUUGCUGCUUUCCAGGGUAGUGGGACAUCUAUAUUUACUGUUGCAAAGACAUUUCAAGAUGCUCAAGUGUUUCUGGAGGCAUUGGAAAAGGGUAUGGAUGGUGUUGUAUUACAUACAGAUGAUAUUAAUGAUAUUCUUAAGCUUAAGGGCUAUCUUGAUAGGAAGGUUGAUUCAAAGAAUGUAACAAAAUUGAGUACAGCAACUGUGACUCGUUUGGAAAUGAUGGGCAUGGGUGACCGAGUCUGUGUUGAUCUCUGCAGUCUCUUAAGACCUGGUGAAGGAGUUCUGGUUGGUUCUUUUGCAAGGGGCCUUUUUCUUGUCCAUUCAGAAUGUUUGGAAUCCAGCUACAUUUCUAGUAGGCCCUUCCGUGUGAAUGCCGGUCCCGUGCAUGCAUACAUUGCAGUUCCUGGUGGGAAGACCUCGUAUCUUUCUGAGCUAGAAUCUGGCAAAGAGGUGAUUGUCAUGGACAUGCAUGGUAGGCAGCGGACAGCAAUAGUUGGCCGUGUCAAGAUAGAAUCCAGACCUCUUAUUCUAGUUGAGGCAAAGAUUGAAUCUGCUGAAGUUCCAAGGUGCAGUAUUCUCUUGCAAAAUGCAGAAACAGUCAAUUUAGUUCGUCCCCCAUCUCCUGAUGGGGAAGUGCAACAGUUAACAAUACCUGUUUCAGCCUUGAAGGUUGGUGAUCAAGUUCUUUUGAGUAUACAGGCAAGUGCGCGUCACACAGAUGGGCUGAAAUCAGUUCCAACUUUGAGAAUGUGACAAUAAAGCCUUUUAACAUGAUUGUACCAUGGUUCAAUCACAAGUGUGCACAGAGCCUCAAGCAGUUUUAUACUUUGGAGGGUAAUGUAGUUGAAGUAGAUUUGAUGGUAAUGUGGCUAUUGUUAUCAUGGAUCUUCCUUCAUCCGAACUUCCCUUCUUGCUCUGUUGUGUAUGCCCAUGGACUAUUUUCAUCUAGUGGACAGAAGACAUAGCUAAAGUCUUGUCUUACAAGAAAACAGAUGCACAGCAUGAAAAUGUCUGAAGGAUGCUGGAACAUGGUUCUAGUGAGAGACAGCAGAUACACUGACCAAGAGUCAGCAUUCUCAAACCACACAAAUAAUGGCAUGAUGAAGAUGAUGCAUUCUAAUGUCUGUUAGGUUGAGUUGGUCUGUAUUGCUGUAGUACCCAACAAAGUGUGUAAACAGUGCAUUUUCUUAAAUCCUCUGUAUUAAAGGUGAUUUUGUUGUUAAUCUUGAAUAUUCAUGUGUUAUUUCUCUAAUUGAUGUAUUAUUUAGAUACAACCUUGCCAAACAACUAGUAAUGAGAUGUAAUUUAAAA
Messenger RNA from Cryptomeria japonica (Japanese cedar), 1896 nucleotides. RefSeq lists its product as uncharacterized. The coding region runs from base 40 to 1338 and encodes 432 amino acids. Lineage: Eukaryota; Viridiplantae; Streptophyta; Pinopsida; Cupressales; Cupressaceae. The record is from RefSeq and is a predicted model, not a curated record. Gene Ontology annotation, biological process: aromatic amino acid biosynthetic process. The transcript is spliced from 12 exons. Gene Ontology annotation, molecular function: oxidoreductase activity; 3-dehydroquinate synthase activity.